Rattus rattus (black rat) is the source of this 1955-nucleotide messenger RNA. RefSeq names its product cytochrome P450 4B1. The record is from RefSeq and is a predicted model, not a curated record. The coding region runs from base 50 to 1585 and encodes 511 amino acids. Lineage: Eukaryota; Metazoa; Chordata; Mammalia; Rodentia; Muridae. The transcript is spliced from 12 exons. Gene Ontology annotation, molecular function: monooxygenase activity; heme binding; iron ion binding.
CCCAGGGGCAGCUGGAGGCAGUUGGUGACUGGACCCUGCAAGUUUAGCCAUGGUCCUCAACUUCCUCUCCCCGAGCCUUUCCCGCCUCGGCCUGUGGGCUUCUGUAGUGAUCCUGAUGGUAAUCGUUCUCAAGCUCUUCAGCCUGCUGCUUCGGAGGCAGAAGCUGGCCAGGGCUAUGGACAGUUUCCCAGGGCCCCCUACACACUGGCUUUUUGGUCAUGCCCUUGAGAUCCAGAAGUUAGGGAGCCUGGACAAGGUGGUAUCCUGGGCCCAACAGUUCCCCCAUGCCCACCCACUUUGGUUUGGACAAUUCGUUGGUUUCCUGAACAUCUAUGAGCCCGACUAUGCGAAAGCUGUAUACAGCCGCGGGGAUCCGAAGGCUGCAGAUGUGUAUGACUUCUUCCUCCAGUGGAUCGGGAAAGGCCUACUAGUUCUGGAUGGGCCAAAAUGGUUCCAGCACCGCAAGCUGCUCACACCUGGUUUCCACUAUGAUGUGCUGAAGCCCUAUGUGGCCAUAUUUGCUGAGUCCACACGAAUGAUGCUGGACAAGUGGGAGAAAAAGGCUAGUGAAAAUAAGAGCUUUGACAUCUUCUGUGACGUAGGCCACAUGGCCCUGGACACCCUCAUGAAGUGCACCUUCGGCAAAGGAGACAGCGGCCUAGGCCACAGAGACAACAGCUACUACCUGGCGGUCAGUGACCUCACACUGCUGAUGCAGCAGCGCAUCGACUCCUUCCAGUACCAUAAUGACUUCAUUUACUGGCUCACUCCACAUGGCCGCCGCUUCCUGCGGGCCUGCAAGAUAGCCCAUGACCACACAGAUGAGGUCAUCAGGCAGCGGAAGGCAGCCCUGCAGGAUGAGAAAGAGCAGAAAAAGAUUCAGCAGCGGAGGCACCUGGACUUCCUGGACAUUCUCCUGGGUGCCCGGGAUGAAAGUGGGAUCAAGCUGUCAGAUGCAGACCUCCGGGCUGAAGUGGACACAUUCAUGUUUGAAGGCCAUGACACCACCACUAGUGGUAUCUCUUGGUUUCUCUACUGCAUGGCCCUUUACCCUGAGCACCAGCAGCUAUGUAGGGAGGAGGUCCGUGGGAUCCUAGGAGACAAAGACUGCUUCCAAUGGGAUGAUCUGGCCAAGAUGACCUACCUGACCAUGUGCAUAAAGGAGUGCUUCCGCCUCUACCCACCUGUACCCCAAGUGUACCGCCAGCUCAACAAGCCAGUCACCUUCGUGGAUGGCCGCUCUCUACCUGCAGGCAGCCUGAUCUCUCUGCACAUCUACGCCCUCCACAGGAACAGUACUGUGUGGCCUGAUCCAGAGGUCUUUGACCCACUGCGCUUUUCUCCUGAGAAUGCUGCAGGACGGCAUCCCUUUGCCUUCAUGCCUUUUUCUGCAGGGCCCAGGAAUUGCAUCGGGCAGCAGUUUGCCAUGAACGAGAUGAAGGUGGUCACAGCCCUUUGUUUGCUGCGCUUUGAGUUCUCCCUGGAUCCCUCAAAGAUGCCCAUUAAGGUCCCCCAGCUGAUCUUGCGCUCUAAAAAUGGUAUCCACCUCUUCCUGAAGCCGCUGGCUUCUAGGUCUGGAAAGUAGGUCUUCAGAGAACUAGGCCUGGGCAGCACAAGCCGUGACUCUUCCUGGGAUGUUGCCCUCCUAGAUAGAAUGUGGAGUCAUCAUGGAUCCCUGCCUGUGGGAGGCUUUGGAGGCAAAAGCAUGGACACUGACAGUCUCCUGGAAGACAUUCUCUUGUAAACAUGUGUGUGGAAUGAUUCAAUGCCCAGACUCCAGAACUUAUUUCUUCACUCCACAACAUUUGCUGAACGUUUUGCUGCCUUGAGAAACUUCAUUGAUUUCACAUAGCUACAUUUAUUUAACCAUCUUGGUGUGUAUUUGGAAUAUGAUGGACUUGAGGAAAAUUCUUAAACUAAAUCUGUACAAAAUAAAUAAUACUUUAAAAAGCAAA